Messenger RNA from Astrephomene gubernaculifera, 12281 nucleotides. The record is from the annotation of a GenBank genome assembly. Lineage: Eukaryota; Viridiplantae; Chlorophyta; Chlorophyceae; Chlamydomonadales; Astrephomenaceae.
CUGAGAGAGCUUAUAUUUCAGGGCUACCAGCUAAGUUCUAUACCUGCAAACAUUUGCCACUGCGUUCCCGGUCUGCUUGACGCUGAACAUGUUCUCUUUCGUGCUUCCUAGGGGUUACCUUGAGUCAGUACACGUAGACCACUUAAAUGUGCAAUGUAACUGAGUCUCUUCUGAGAUGCGUCUUUUUCUAACAGAAUGCAACCCUGGGCACUGGUACUCCUUCCCGUCAUUAUAUCUGCGUGGUCUACAUAUGUCAGGGGAGACGAAUGUAGCAGCUUCUUACUGCCAAGCAGCUUGGAAGAAAGCUGUUACCUGAAUAAUACCAAGAGUGCAGAGGAGCUGGUACUCAGCGCUGUCAGCUGCGUGGCAGUGUUGGAGCCGAAGGCCUUGCGGAUAUAUACGCCGGACAGCGAACACUCUUCCGCAGUCUCUUCAGCGGUUCAGGCCUAUAUAGCAAAUGGUGGCUACAACGUCUCAGUGCAUACAAACAUCGGCGGCAACAGUGACACCUUCCUAAAUGCGUCCCUUGAGCUCGCGUAUGACAUCCUGUCAUACCAUGACGGCUUCGUUGUGGACGCGGAGGCGCUGCCGGGGGUUGCGCUCGCGGGGUUGGCGGCUCCGCUUGACGCCUACAUCAUGCAGGACCCCUCCCUCAACUGGUUCCGAAUCAGCCGCUACUAUAGAGGCUUCUCAGCACUGCAUGAGCAACAAACCUACGGGGUGCCUUUGGGCGGCGUGGGCAUGCUGUCCUUUUACCGACAAGACGUCUUUGAACAGCUGAACAUGAGCGUGCCAACAACAUGGGGGGAGGCGUUGGACUUUGCAAAGCGCUGGCAGAGCCGAAAUCUCAGCGCAUCCGACGGCUUGCCAGUCCACCCUUUUUGUGGAGGGCGCGGCUCAUAUUGCGGCAAGAACCUGCUGCUAGCCAUUGCAGCUCCCCACCUGCAGACAAACGGCCCCAGCAGCGGCUUCCUGCUGGACCCCUUGACGGGCAAGCUGCUGCUUGGCUCGGAGGCCUUCGUGCACUCAUUGGACAUCCUGCAGCAGCUGGCAGCGUACGGCCCCGCGGAGGAUGCGCAGGAGUGCACACCCCAGUGGGACGCCUUCUCCAACGGAACCUGCCUGCUCACGCUUCAGCCGUUUGAGAUGUUCAAGGUGUAUGCGGGUCCCGACAGCGCCGUGCGCAGCAAGCUGGGCGUGGCGCCGCCGUUCGGCACCUUCCACGCGCUGAACCGCACCUCCGGCCAGAUGCAGACGUGCACCACCUCGCUCUGCCCGCUGGCGGUGUACGAGCCGCGGCAGCAGCAGCUGCUGUCGGAGGAGCUUGCGUAUGAGGAUAUUGCGUUCGUCUCCUCCAACUCCUCCAAUUCCUCCACAUCCUACGCGCUCGUCAACUACGCGCCCUUCAUGCGGGGAGGCCUGGUGGGCCUGGUGAGCCGCCGCAACCCCGCCGCGGUGCAGGCGGAGGUGGUGCGCUUCUUCGGAGAGCUGUCCUCGGGCUUUGGACUGCAGAACGCGCUGCAGCCCGGCUCAGGCAUCGCGCCCUUCCGCACCGACCACUGGAGCCCGGCCACCCAUGGCGUCUGGACCGGCGCCGGUUACCACACGGCAGCCGUGGAUGCCGUACAGUCCGCCCUUUCCACCCUGUACGCCUCCUCCAACCUGGCACCGCUGCUGCGGCUGCCGGGGCAUCGCGAGAUCACGCGGCUGCUGGUGGGCGCUGCGGAGAUGCUGUGGCAGGGCGAAUCGCCUGACAGCAUCGCUGCGAACGUGAGUGCUGCAGCGCAGGCGGUGCUGGAUUCCUACUUUCCAAAUCCUGGGGCAGACGGCCUGCCUGGCUAUCUGGAGAUGUACCGUGCGCAGAUUGGCUACCAGCAACAAGCUACGCCGUCGCCGCAGCCCUCCCCGUCUUCGCCUCCCAGCGGCCCCACCGUGUCGCGCCAGACCAUCGUGGUGAUCGCGGUGGUGACGGGCACCGCCGGGCUGCUGGCGCUGGUGGUGGCGCUGGAGGUGCGAAACAAGCGGCAGCACAAGAACCUGCUGGGGCGGGUCAAGCCGCCGCAGGGAGACCCGGACACCACCAUUGUGGUGGCGUCCAUACAGGACUUUGACGAGCUGUGGGAGGCGCUCAUCUCGGACGCCUCGGAGCGCGCGCUGCAGCAGUUCGGCGAGCUGGUGGACGGGCUGCUGCGGCGGCACAGCGGCUACCGGGCGCCCAGCGAGGAGGAGGACGUGGUGGUGGCCUUCCAUUGCCCGCGCGACGCCUGCGAGUUCGCGCUGGACCUGCAGCGGGGGCUGCUGGAGCUGCGCUGGCCGCGACACGUGCUGGAGAUGGAGCAGUUCAAGCCGCAGUACCUUGCACCCAGCACCACCCGCGGCAGCUUCAGUCAGGGCUACAACGCCAGCCGGGCAGCCGGGGGUGCACCCGUCAGCGGCACGGCUGACGACGACGACAAGCUCUUCACGCUGGCCACCCGCGCCGACAACGUGCGCUCCUUCGGCGAGCAGUGCGUGGCCUCCUGGGUGGCCGCGGACGCCAACACACCCGACGCGGAACUCGCCUUUUGCGGCAUCCGCGCGCGCGUGGGGCUGUGCGCCGUGGGCUUCACGCGGCUGACGUGUGAGACGGAGCCGGGCCUGAAGCGCAAGACGUUCAGCGGGGAGGCGGUGGAUGUGGCGGCGGCGGCGGCUGCGGCGGCGCAGGGAGGCAUGGUGCUCAUUCCGCAGAGCACCUUUCGGCAGCUGCACUUGGAGGUGCUGGCGGAGAAGUGCCUGUUCUGCCACCUGGGCGAGUACCAGCUGACCGCGCAGCUGCCGCCCAUGGACCUCUACCUGGCUCUGGACCGGCAGCUGCUGGGGCGGCUGGCGCUGUUCGGGCCGCUCAGCUGCCACCUGCAGUGGAGCCAGGGCGCGUUCGCGGCGCCGGUGCACGCCGCCAGCAUGGUGUUCACGCACCUGGUGGGGGUGCAGACGCUGCUUGCCUGGGACUACGACCUCAUGCAGGACGUAAUCGAGACGUUCACCCGUCUGGCCCAGGUGGAGCUGCAGCAGGCGGGCGGCUACCUGGUGGAGCACGUGGAGGGGUUCAUGCUCACCGCCUUCCACUCGCCCGCGGACGCCAUCCUGUGGGGCCUGCGCAUGCAGGAGCUGAUGCUCAAGGAGGACUGGCCCGAGGAGCUGCUGGCUCACGAGCUGUGUGAGGAGGUGACGGUGACGGUGCCCGUGCGCGGCGGCGACGUCACCUCCGCCACCGUCUUCCGCGGGCCGCGCCUGAAGACCGGCAUCGACAUCGGGCAGGUGCUGGCGCGGCUGCACACCAUGACGGGCCGCAUGACCUACCGCGGCAAGGUGAUGAACCGCGCCGCCCGCAUCUCCGCCGCCGCCAGCUCGGGGCAGGUGCUGUGCUCCGCGGAGGCGUGGGAGAGCUGCACCGCCUCCGCCUCCGCGCUGCGCCUGGUGACGGCCACCAGCCUGGGGCUGUUCCAGCUGAAGGGCAUCCAGGAGCGCAUCGAGGUCUUCCACUGCACCUACCAGCGCCACGUUGCCAGCUCCACCCGCCGCAGCAGCACCGUCAGCGUGGGGCUGCUCAGCUCCUCCGACAACCGCCGCAAGAGCGCCAUCGCGCUGUCCUCCGCCUCGCACCUCUCCCACCACACCACCUCCUACCGCUCCUCCAUGCCCAACAGCUCCGCGCUGGAGCACCCCUCGGCCUCCGAGGGCCGCCGCGGCUCCGCGGUUUCCUCCACUCAGCCGCUGGGGCAUGGCAGCGUGUCGGGCGCGCUGCAUUCCGUGGGGUUGGAACAGAUGGCCGGGGGGAUUUUGUCGGGUGGCCCGGUUGUCAUGGGCGGCGGAGGCGGAGGCCUGACGUCAACGGGCGUAUCGCCUGCACGGCAUCGCUCGGUGUUGUUACUGGGCGACGCGGGCGCAGGAGGUGCAGGUGGCGGAGGCGGAGGGGCCAUGGGAUGUCGUACGUUUUCGCAUACCUCGCAGAACAGCGCGCAUGGCAGCGGCGGCGCCGCGGGUGCUAGCGCUGCGCGUGCGGCGCUGGCGGCGGUGCUGCAAUCACGCACACGUUCCGCCUCAGCGCUACACACAAGCUGCGGGUUAGCGCCCUUCCGUUCAAACUCCGCGCGAAACCGCCGCGCGGGCCCGCUGGCGGCGGCAGUGGCGGCGGCGGCGGCGGACAUGUCGUCGGAUGCGCAGGCUGCGGCGGCCGUGGCGGCGGCAGCGGCUGGCGCCGGCCGGUGCUUCUCCCCCAAGGCCGCUGCUUCCUUGGACUACCCGUCGCACCACCGGAACGCAGGGACGAGCUCGGGAGAGGAUGGGGGUAGUCUGGCGGCGGGUUUUGGUGUUGGGGGCAGCAGCGGCGGCGGCGUUACUGGCGGUGAGGGCCUGGCGGGCGGUGGUGGUGCUGCCACGGUGUACACCGUGCUGCCGUCCGUCGUGCUGGCUGGCGGCGUGAUGCUUCCGCAGGUGAAUUCGCACCUGUCGCUGAUUGACGAGACGCCGGCGUAUGAGGGGCAUGCGGGUGGCGAGGAGGAAGAUGGAGGCCAAGACGACGAACCCAUUGGUGGGGUAGGGGGCGGAAGCGGUGGCGGGGACGGAGGUAGAGGCGCUGCCAACCACAUUGUUGGGACGUCAGAUAGCACCAACAGUGGUGCAGACAGCGCGGCGCAGGACGUGCAGCUAGCCACGAUCGCAGCUCACGUGGAGGGUGUGGAUGCAUACCUUGCCGGAGAACAGGCUGGCGGCAGCAGCAACAGCAAUCAAAACCCAGCCCAACCGCCGUUCCUGCCGUCGCCACUCACGACCGGCUCCGCGAAUGCGACCGCAACGGGGUUGGCGCAGGGCGACCUGGAGCCCGGCUUUGCCAAGGAAUCCCGCAUCGAAACCCUGGACGUAACGGUCUCCGCCAACGGUAUCGGCCGCGGCUUGGUUUCCAGCUCCAGCGCCAACUACGUCGCAGGGCUGUGUUCCAACGACCAGGGCGUCAUAAGCCGCGCAGGUUCCGUCACGGCGCCGUUCUCCUACCUCUUCGGCCUCAGCCGGAACAGCGGCGGCGUGGCUAGCGGUUCUGCUGGAGGCGGUGCGGGCGCGGGUUGCUCCCGCACGUCUAGCGGACUGUCGACAGGCACGGGAGCGUCGAAUGGUGUGCGUCAAGAGGAGCCGGUCUCGCGGUCUCAGUCCGCCUCGUGUGGAGUAAACGCGCCGCAGGGUACCAUGGGAUCCCUGCAAGGUAACCGCCAGCAGAGUAAAUCGGCACUCAGCAUUGACCUGUUCCUGCCGCUGCCCGUGGCCGCGGGCGGGGUAGGCAGCGGACAGGAGUCGGGGGCUGCGCCUGGGGCUGGAGACGACAAUUGCACGGCAACGACUGCAGCUGCUGCAGCGUCGGGGGUCGACGUUUCGCAGAACGAUGCUCGCGCUACCGUCGGCGCUCAAAUCGGGCAUCCACGGGGGUUGAAGGAGCCCGUACGGACUCCCCCGCUGACGUCCACGACUGCUGGAAUACCGGUCGCACCCACUACGGUUCGCAGCUCGACGCCCCACUCGCAACAGAGAAAUGCCAACAGCCCCUCACGCAACCGCUCCGGUGUGUCUGAGGCGGUGUCGGCAUUUGCCACGGCAGCAGCGACGGCGGCGUUGAGCGCAGGGGCAGCUAACGCUCCUGGGUUGGCUUCGGCCAUGUCGCCGCCCUCACCCUCUAAUGGCCCCACCAAGCCAGCAGCACAAGCCGGUGCUGCUGCGGCAAGUACCAGCAAGGGGCACGCCGGGACAGACGGCCCAGCCGCAUACAGCGCCCCGGCUUGCGCCGCAAGGUCCGCCCCGGCCGCCGGCGCUGCGUCGGCGUUGAUGCCCGUGAACGGCAUGGGGGCCACUAGUCAAAACGGGGCCCUAGCAACUCCUUCCGGUGCCGGCAUGGAGGACGAUGACAACGGCAACAGCAGCAGCAGCUCCUCUGAUGGCGCUCCACCCGACUUGGCAAUGGUGUCAACCGGCGGGCGCUUCGAGGACAGCAGCAGUCUGGGGGGCGCCGAGAGCAGCCGGGGGUUCCGCGUCUUGGAGAGGCCCAUCCGCCUGGGAGGAGGUGGUGGUGGUGGAGGGGGAACAGGCGGCGGCGGCAUCUCCCCCGCCUACAGCACCUUCAUGACGAGUCCCCUCCUCAUGAGCAGCUCCUCGGCUAAGAGUAUGACCCAGCCGCUCCGAACGACUCCGGGCACCGAUACUACAUCAAACGCCGCAGCAGACGGCACUGCUGCUCUUGCUCUGGCUGAGGUUGUGGCGCCUGUCAUGGCCGCCGCUGCCGCUGCUGCAAGCACAGCAGACCCGUCGCCGGCUGCGGUCGCGGCUGCUGGGCCGAGGGCAGGGCCCCUGGACGGAGAGCAGCCGCGGCUAGGGCUGCCGACGGGGGGACUGGCCACUCCGGAUGAAGCUCGCAGCUGUGGCGGUGAUGCGGCGGGAUCAGCGGCAGUGCGACCUGGUACAGCAUCUGACGCCCAUGAUUACGCCGCCGCUUUUGGAGUAGGGCCGCCGCCGCCGCCGCCGCCACCACCGAAGCAGCAGCAGCAUCAGCAAAAACUGCAACAGCCUGAUGACUAUGCGUCAGCUGCGGUCGCGUUUGGCGUGGGGCUGCCGCCAACUUCGAAUUACGCGGCCGCAGCAUCGGCCUUUGGCAUAGCGCCGCCGGCUGGGGUGUACGGAGAGGAUCGUGUGUCCGGCCCUACACGGGAGCAGAUGGAACGAGCGCUGGAGUUGCUCGGGGAGUCCAGGCAUGGGGGCGGCGGCUGGCAUUGAGCUAUGGUUUUGCGUCCAACCCGCCGUUUCGCUUUUGUUAUGAACCGCGUUGUAAGAUAGCACUUUUCAGCUUGACUUGGCAGGAUUGCAUACAACGCUUGAAGGAGGUGUGGCCAGCUGUAUGCAGCGCGUUUUGGUUCCGGACGGUUGUUGUACGGAGUAGUGGCUCAUGUAAUGGUUGCGUGCGGAUACAUACAAAGCCACAAAGCUGGGUUUUGAGUGGGGGGACGUUUUAUCGGUAGGACAGGGCGGGAGGAAUCAUGGCCUUGGCUUUGGGUUGAGUCUCGUAGUUGCUCCAACGCGAUGAGGGGUACCUCAUGACAUGCUUGCUCGUCUGCGAUGCAAAGGCUGUCCUAUUAUUCAUGUCGUCACUCUCGUUGUGCGUGUUAAGGGCUUGCGCGCCCGUCGUUGUCGCGCUUGGCCAGCCGGACGGAAAGCGCUGCAGUUGAUAGCUCGAGAUCUGGGCACCAGUGCCUUGCGCUUUCGGCAAUCGUGAUACGUUAAAAGGAUACCUUCUGGGCGUGCGUCGUGGAUUGGUGGUGUAAUGGUCGGCCAGAGAAAACAAUAGAAAUAGACCCAUGGGACCAAUGGUUUAUUUGAGGCAUACGUCCUCUGCAGCUCGGUGCACCUGUAUGUGCAAUAUGGAGUGAUUGGGGCGUUGGGGGUGACGGGUUAGGGGGUUACCUGGGGCCACAUUCCUUGCAUGGGGCUUCUGAGCCGAUUGAGGGUUGCGGGCUGUCAUUGGGGGGCGGUUGCAAAGUCGCACACCGUGUUGUAAUACCGUGCCUUUGGGUUAGUGCCCGGUGUCACGACGGGAGGUACCACUAUGGUCGAACAAGAGUGGCAGGGCCGCCAUGGGCAGACAUUCUCCCGGGAUGUUUGUGCACUUCGUUUCUUGGUGGUCUGCGGCUGAACACCGUUUGGGGAGGGUGCGCGGCGUGCAUAGGCAAAUGGGGCGGUCUGAAGCUCGUGUGCUGGGCCUUGGCUGCUUCAGGAAGCGGCUUUCCCUGGUUUCUGGGGUCUGAAAUCCUAUACGAACUGAUUCAGGUUGCACGAUGCCAUGCCAUCCUUAUCACUUGUCCAUGGCAUUUGCCGUUCAUUAAGUUUCCUGGUUUCUGCGCCUUGGUACCUCUCGGGCAGGCUUUGAUGUGCAUGGCUUCGGUGUUUCCUACCGGUACUCCAAAGAUCGGUUACUGUUGAAUGUUUGCAAUCGGCAGGAUCGCGGUCUGCUGCAUACUAGGGUGUUACUUCCUGGCUGGGCGAUUACAGUGCCGCUCUUCUUUUUCUUGACGUCCCUAGCUCUGGAAGGCGAAUGGAAGACACGUAGGCGGCGCACAAAUCACCUCGUCCUGUGGUAAUUAUUCCGUGGUACCUUCAGGAGUGUUCUCGUCGGGUGUUUGUUGCCUCUACUGAAGCCCUCGCCGUACGCCUUGGGUCUAGACGAAAGUCUGCGUCAGUAGCUGCAACAUCGAGGGCUGACAGGGAGCCGGCUAUACUCCAAUCGCUCGCUCUUGCGGCAUUACUUUGUAUCGACAGACGACUGUAGUAUAAGAUUGGUAUCUUCCCAGACCCAGGUAUUAUUCCCUAAGAGCAUUGAGUGGGAAACGAACCGUCGCACGAGCGGUAACCCUACAUAAAUCCUGGCGAAACUGUGGACCAUAGACCAAGUACAAGAAAAUGACAAACGUGAUAGCGCGCAUUGCCGACGGUAAAGAUGAGUAAGUCAUUGGCUAUAGCGGUGGCACACUUAUGAUGCGCACCGCUUCAUAUUCGAUACACCCAAACGACAAAGGCACCAACCCUUGAUUGCUAUGAAUACAUCAGCUUGACAAGACUAUGGCUUGUCAAGGCCAACCGUAAACGGACAGACACGACGUGUACGACUCGCAACAGGCACAUAUGGUUUACGGUGUCCAGUUCGCAAAUCCUUGUGGCUUUAUGCAAUUCUUUCUCUAGUACUAUACCGGUGACCCUGUCCAGUUGGGUCGCCUGGGCUUUGAAUCGCGCUGAGACUACCUAUCAAGUUCGCAAUCGACCUUUUUGGAGCACACACCUUGUUCCACCUAGCAUCCAUCAUGUGCACUACCACGCGUGUCUGCGCAGGCCCGACGUUUGGAGCGUCCCUUCGGAUGCUAUCAGAGCGUUCGGGCGUUGAAGUCCCCAUCCUUCUUGGCGACGUUCUCCGCUGGCUAGCGGCUCAUGCAAUUGCCGAGCCCGACGUUUUCGCGCAUCCUUCAAAGUGCGUCGCAACAAGCCAGAUGAAGGAUGCUAUCGACAUGGGCGUUCCCCUUGUGGACCUCUUGGAGGGCGUCCACCCCGCCUUGGUUGGGAGUCUUCUGAAACGUUGGCUUGAGGAACUCCCAUUGAUACUCAACUGGGACCAGCAAGUCGACCUUUUGUCUGCGUGCAAGGAUGAGGGGUCCAUUGAAUCAAGGAUAGAAGCUUUGAACAACGCUGUAUCCUCGGUCGACCACAUUACGCUUGGCACCCUCAAGCCGCUGCUGCUCUUCCUACAGCAGUACUGCUUUCGCCAGCGUCGUUUCGACCAGCAACUCUUGCAGGUCGCUGUGGCCUUUGCUCCCAUUCUCUUUCCAGCCGCGCUGGGCGCUGGACCUGAGGAACUACGGCUAGCAGAGGAGACGGUUGCAACGCUAGUAUCCAACGCACUUCACGUAUUUAACCCUCUGCUAGCGGCCAACGUUCCCGUGGUCACGCCGCAAGCCCUGUGCGAGGCCGCUGCGGAAAUGAUGAUUUCUGAGCAGCAGCAACAGCACCUCGUCUAUGAGUACACCGGGGCCGCCGGCUACUCUCCUUCCCUGCAGCCGCUGGAGGUCCCGGCUGCUGCCGAGGAGGAUCUCUACGAGGCGCAAGGGCUGCUGGAGGAACCCUAUGAGCCGUACGUGACAGACGCGGCCUUUUUGUCCUCCCUGCAUGGCAUGGUUGACAGCUGCGUCGCGGGGGCGCUCUUCAGCUUUGACGACUGCUGUGACGACGACAAUGGCACUUGGAGCGCGGACGAUGACUGCGGCAGCGUGGCCUCCAGUUCCUCCAAUACCCAGCUAAGCAGCGGUGGUGCAUCAGGCAGCAGCGGGGGAGCCAGCAGCUGCAGUACCGUAUCAAGUAACGGGCCUCAGCCCCAGUCGGAGCAGUGCAUUAAUGCGCAGCCGCAGACGCAGCCUAUUAGUUCGUACGGCCAGUGCAACCCGGCCGUGCCGUACAGCCCCCACGCCACGCUCAUUCCGCAGCCACAACGUAUGGUCGUGGAGGGCUUGCAGGCCAUGCAAGAGCAGCCCACGAACAUUCGCGCCAGCAACGUGGUGUCCGUGGAAGCCGGCUCCAAGCCCGUUGUCGUUGUCAAGGGCUCUGCUGGCGCCUCAGUCCCUGCCUCGGUUUCGCUUGCGGAGCUUGCACAGCGUGAGGUUGCGGAUGGGAGCGUCUUUUGCAUCAUUUCAGCUCAGCCCGGUGCUGCAGCCUCGGGCACGGACGGCGCCGGCAACGCAGGCCAACCCAAGUCGCUUGUCCUCAAGGGCAGCCGCGACGUCAUUUCUGCCCCAUCGCAUCUGCUCCAGCAACAGCCACAGUUGGUGGUUCUGGACGUGAUUGGAACCACGCAAGGGAUCGCUGCAGACCCCUUCAAGUCGUCUCGGCACGCCGUCUCCCGCCGCUCUACUGAGGGCGGCGCCGUCGCCAAGGGUCCUACCGCUGCACCUGGGCAGGGUCAGGGGCUGGUCCUGGGCGGCCCCAUGGUGGGGGCAGCUCCGCAGAACAGCCGCUCCGCUGGUUCCGGCAGCCCUGGCUCUCAGCCGCAGCCCCGCCAACGCCGCAUGACUAUGGGCGGCGGCGGCGGUGAAAUGCAGAACGACGCCGCGGAUCAGCAACCGCAGCCAAAAUCCCAGAGCCGUCAGCAGUCGCCAAGCAGCGCCACCGGCAACACCACCUCUGGUUCCAGCCAGCGUAGCCGUAGGUCUGCUGGCAGCAGCAACGGCAGCGGUGGCAGCACCCGCCAGCAGCCAGGAGCUGUCCUUCCGCUGUCUGCAGCGCAUGGCAGUGGCUGCGUGGCCGAUUUGGGUGUUGCAGGGCACCUGCAUGUCGCCCUAACCGCCACACACACGCUGUCGGUUCGGGAGCUCUGCACGCCCGAGGCAGCCGCGCACCUCGCACCCAUUCGCAGCCUGAGCAUACCCGCCAUGCAGACGGAGAAGGAGCGGCUGAAGCGGCAGCUCAAGGACGUUGCCGCUGCGUACGAGGCUCUUGCCGGUCGGCCGCUUACGCCCACCCUGAAGGAGCCGCUUCGCCCCGUCUACGUGCGGUACCACAAGAUCAAGGCGCUCCUGAACAAGGGCUGCGGAGGAGAUGGCGGCGCGUCGUGUAAGGAGAACCAGGAUUCGGCGACUGCAGCUGCUGCAAUGCUGCAAAAGCACGUGGCGCUCACGUCUUCGCGGCCCGCCGUGGUUGUGUAGACCAGAUGGUGCUGUGGCUUGGAGGAGUGCACGGGAAUACUGGCGUGCCGUACAGGGCGUGCGAAGAGUUCAUGCAUAUACAGGAGCGGCGGUACUGUCUGGCGAGUACGCUCUGUAGGCUUGGCAAUUUAUGGCCUGCUUUGCCCAUGCGUAGAGGGGUCGGCCACGGAAACGGGACGAUGAGGGAAGGAGUCUGUUUAAUUAGGCAGAGUAUGCAAGUGCAUGGGUGGGCGGUUGACCGUUGCAAAGUACAGUGGUGGAAAGGUUGGUUGGAGUUGGGAAGAGGCUGGUAAUGAGGAGUUGACAAUGUUGCCCCUUAGUUGUAUUUGUAGUUGUCUUCAUGGGGCGAUGCCGAUUAGCAGCGAGCGACAGUGUCUCUCUCUCUGUCGUUGAGUAGUGGACAUGGUCGCACGAUACAAUUCUGUAGGCUUGCUUGACUUCCCUUAGGCAGCACGUGCGAAACCAGACCGUGCAGCGGACCAUUUGCUUUGUCAGGACAUGACAUAAGCUCUCUUCCCUUCGUGCUGAGAAUGCCUGGGAAACAUUAGAUGACGGGCGAGUGACGCUGCAAUUGCGUGGACGCGUGCUGUUAGGUGUUCCUGUUCUCCUUCGCAGCUCUUGUGGAAGUGCGUCUGCUUCUAAGGGAACGGGCUGCGCGUUGCAGGAGUUCUAGUUCGUAGAUCGACGUGACGACUGGGUUUAUAAUUCUAGGUGUUGUCAACCCUAUCUCCCAUUGAUUGAUUUUAAGGGUUUAGGUACCGUAUCCGAUUCUGCGGUAGGUCUCUUUCCUCUUUGGCGUCGUUGCGGUAAAAACACGCAAGGCCCAUUAGUAGUUGUCUUCCUUUAGUUGUUAGCAGGGAUGCUUCUCUGACAGCAUGUCUGGUUGUGGUUGGUAAGGUUGUGGGUUCUUAAACUUUUGGCCUCGUCUCCUGGCCUCGGCGACUGGGACCGCACCUUAUGUGCCGGGUGCGACCCCUGAGGUCCAGGGCUGCUCUUUCCUCUGAAUUUGCUAUGUAAAACUUUACACUG